GUGGCUGUGGUUCAGUCUGGGCGCGGCGGUUGGGGAAGAGGCUACUCUUAGGCUCUGGGCAGCUUGGCCAGCGGCUGGGAUCUGGAGAUCCGAUCGGGAUCGGGAUCAGGAUGGCGGAGCGGGACGGGCGGAGGCAUCUUCUCUUUUUUUUCACGGUGGCGACCCUAUAUUGUUCAGCAUUGGGCGGUGUCACAGUCUAUACUUCUCAACAGCAAGUUAAAGUAGACGAGAAUCAACCUGCCACACUGUCCUGUUCCUACGCGGGUUUCUCCUCACCCCGAGUGGAGUGGAAGUUUGUUCAGGGAAGCACAACCAGCCUGGUUUGCUAUGACAGCAAGAUCACUGCUUCCUACCAAGGCCGGGUCGUGUUCUCCCAGACUGGUAUUUCUUUCCAUUCUGUGACCCGAAAGGACUCGGGAUUGUAUACGUGUAUGGUCACUGAAAAUGGUGGAACAGAAUAUGGAGAGAUCACCGUGGAGCUCCUUGUGUUAGUGUCCCCAUCAAAGCCCACAGUCAGCAUUCCAUCUUCAGCCACCAUUGGGAGUCGCGUUGUGCUGACCUGCUCUGAGGAGGAUGGUUCUCCGCCUUCUGAGUACCAGUGGUUCAAGGAUGGUAUUCUGAUGCCUUUGGAUCCCAAGAACAGCCGUGCCUUCAUCAAUUCUUCCUAUACCAUCGACUCCAAGACAGGGGAGCUGGUGUUUGACACCCUGUCAGCUUUCGAUACAGGGGACUAUUCCUGCCAAGCAUACAAUGGGGUUGGGAGUGCCAAGACCUCAGAGGUUGUACAAAUGAAAGCUGUGGAACUGAAUGUAGGGGGCAUUGUGGCAGCUGUUAUUGUGACGCUGAUCCUCCUUGGGCUCCUGAUUUUUGGCAUCUGGUUUGCCUACUCUCGAGGCUAUUUCAACAGAACAAGUAAAGGGAGCACCAGUAAGAAAGUAAUCUACAGCCAGCCUUCUGCCCGCAGUGACGGAGAAUUCCGACAGACGUCAUCAUUUUUGGUGUGACCCCAACCUAUCUCUUCUCCUGUCUUCUGAGUUUGUCCUUUUUGGAUUCUGCUGGACUCUGACUUCCUGACAUUUAUAAAUUUCACAGGAUACCUUAUUUAUUUUCUUAGUCCAUCUCCUCCUAGGAUUUUUUUUAAACGAUGGCCUCCAGCCAGGGCUUCUGUGUGUGUUUAUGGAUGAAGUGGAGCAAUAAUACCCUGUCCUGCCUUCCCUUCUCCCAUCACUGAUGGGCUUGCCUGGACCAUAUUUAAGGUUUCUAAUCCCCAUCUCUUCUUAAGAAUCAGGUAGAUUGAUGCCUGUUCCCCAUCACUAACUCUUUACCAGCAGACAUGGCCAAGCUCCCAAGAGUGAAUACCUUCCUUUAUAUGUUCUGAACUUAACCCCCACUUGGGGUCUUAGGACAUUUGGACUCCCCCAGGAAUGGGGAGAAGCUGGGGCCUGAGGCCAGAACGUUGCUUCUCAAAUAGGCUCAAGAGAUUGGAGCUGUGGACUCUGAAUGGUCGAUUGGGAGCGAAACGUCUCUGGUUUUCUGGGCUCUCCUCUCAGUUCCUUCUGUGACAGAUGCUUCUAGAGGAUCCUCUAGCAUCUUCUGGGCUUUGGAGCACUUGGCA
Molecule: messenger RNA, 1615 nt
Organism: Phascolarctos cinereus (koala)
Lineage: Eukaryota; Metazoa; Chordata; Mammalia; Diprotodontia; Phascolarctidae
Gene: F11R
Product: F11 receptor
Biological process (GO): intestinal absorption; cell adhesion; establishment of endothelial intestinal barrier
Cellular component (GO): bicellular tight junction
Source: RefSeq, a predicted model, not a curated record